Messenger RNA from Xyrauchen texanus (razorback sucker), 3560 nucleotides. It is a transcript of the gene camk2n1b, whose product is annotated as calcium/calmodulin-dependent protein kinase II inhibitor 1b. Bases 307 to 540 code for a protein of 77 amino acids. Lineage: Eukaryota; Metazoa; Chordata; Actinopteri; Cypriniformes; Catostomidae. The record is from RefSeq and is a predicted model, not a curated record. Gene Ontology annotation, biological process: negative regulation of protein kinase activity. Gene Ontology annotation, molecular function: calcium-dependent protein kinase inhibitor activity; protein kinase binding. The transcript has 2 exons.
UCUGGAUGCACCAUAAACAUUCAGCCUGAGGGACGUCGCUCUGCUCACCGACGGAUCCGUUUGUUUUCGCAUCGCGCGCCUGUUUUGCCUGUUUCACCGGGUGAGUUCGCGUUCUGUGUCCUCUGUUUGCUAGUAGGGAAAGUGAAAGUGGCAUUCAGAAUAUGUCUGUAAAAAUACAACAACAUUUGACCGUGACCGUUUAGUUGUUGCAUCGCCGAUAGAUUAGGCGCGUACAUCUCCGCUCUCGUUAUAACUAUAGUUGUCGAUUAUUGUUAUUUAGAGUUAUUGAUUAUUGUGGACGCGAUCAUGUCAGAGGUGUUGCCUUAUGAGAACAUCGCUCAUUAUGGUGAUGAUGAAGAUGAGCAGAUAUCGCUCACCUGUCGCCUGCAGGACAACACUAAUAACUUCUUUGGUUCGGCGCAGAACAAACGACCGCCAAAACUCGGACAGAUUGGACGAAGUAAGAGAGUUGUCAUAGAAGAUGACAGAAUCGAUGAAGUUCUGAAUAACACAGCAGAGAAGACAUCGGCAGGAGUGUAACGCUCAAGGAUGUUGUUAAAGAGGCAGAAAAGCACGGGUUACAUGCAUUCUGCAUCAAAAGCACUUUGCAGUCCCUCUCAGUAUGGGUUGAAUUUCACGUACUGCAGCAGGUGAGGAGAAGUCCACGCUGCAGGCAAUCCAAAUAGAGAAAGACACCUGCUUUCUCUUUUUAAGGGCAUGUUUAAUAUCUCCUCUUUUAAAGUGACAUCUUACUCCGGACAUAAAUGUCCUAUGUUGUUUAAUACAUGUGGAGUUGGUCUGUAGUGGUCACGAUUCCAUUAAUAUUGUGAGAGGAAUGCAUUGAUUUCACAAGCACAAAUGUAUAAACUUUUGUUCUUAUUUUGCUCUGAGACUGAGCACUUGGUUAUUCUGUAUAUUUUGUGUGCAAUGAAAGUGAGACUCGAUGUUUUUCACUUUAAAUAUCCUAAUUAUAAUCUUUUGGAUACCAUUUUUGUUCCUGAAGAGCUGAUGAACUCAGCAAAUGUUUUUAUGAUGACGAACGAGGAAAGACUACUUUUUAAGUCAUUUUUUUAUGUUGCAUAUUGUAAGUUUUGAUGUGGCUGCACAACUGCCUGCUUUAGCCUGAGGUAAAAAGCUUAUUUUUAUAUCAAGGAGAUAUUUCUGUAGUCGUAGCACUUUCAAAUGUGGUUGUCAGUACUCUCAGCUGAAUGGAAUAUGAUCACGUUUGUGCCAAAUAUCUAAUAUAUAUUGUGCAAAAUAUGGCAGUCAACUUGUGUUUCUGUUUACCAAAGUAAUGUGAAGUUUUUCAGGCCUGCCUCUCAUAAAUGUUCCAGGGCUUUUCUAACAGCUUUUUGCAUGAGACGGGCACAAAUGCCUCUUUCUUUGGCAGUGAAACUGGAAUAGUGUAUAUGUUGCACUCAGUUCUCUAUACUGUUAAACAGGGCUAUAUCUGCCAUGAAAUGUAUGAACAUUAAAAUGUGACUACUUAACAAAGGUCUUCAAAUAACUUCUUGCUAUGUGAAAUUUCUUCACCCUAAUGCACUAAAAAAAAAACAGCUCUUUGACUGAACUUGAUUCAGACAUGGACAGUGGUUCCACAUAAUUGAAAGUAGUUUUCUUUUUUUCUUUUUAUCCCCCAAUUCUCACUACUUAGUAGGUCCUUGUGGUGGCACAGAUACCCACCUCAAUCCGGGUGGUGGAGGAAAAGUCUCAGUUGCCUCUGCUUCUGAGACCAUCAAUCCACACAUCUUAUUAAGUGGCACGUCGUACAUGACACAACGGAGACUCCACAUGUGGAGGUUCAUGCUACACUCCGUUAUCCACGCACAACUUACCACACGCCCCACUGAGAGUGAGAACCACUUAAUAUCGACCACAAGGAGUUUACCCCAUGUUACUCUACCCUCCCUAGCAACCGGGCCAAUUUGGUUGCUUAGGAGACCUGGCUGGAGUCACUAAGCACACCCUGGAUUCGAACUCGUGACUCCAGGGUUGGUAGUCAGCGUCAGUACUCGCUGAGCUACCCAGGCCCCCAAAAUUAGUUUUCCUAACUUAAAAUUACUAUGAAAUCUUAACAAAGAAACUAGUUGGAUUGGGUAAACCCAACAAAAUUAGACGUGUCAAUGUAACUCAAAUAAAUAUAUUUUAUUUAGUUAUACAUUAACUUUUCACUAUUGUUGAAUGUUAGCAUGCAAAAUACAUGCUGAUUGGAAGCACCAGAGAGUGUAGUUUAGUUUAACUAUGCAAUGGUUUGUACAGCUAUUGCAUGAUGAAGCAAGCAAUCAAUUUCACAUACAACAUCCACCUGUCCUCAUCAUUAACUGCAGAAUUUCAGAGCUACACAACAAAAGCAUACAGGGACCAAGAGCUGUUGAGCAAAGGACAAAAAAUCAUAGACCAUAAAAUCAAUCCCUACAACUUUGCACUACUGUAUAUUCAAGCUUUGCACAUUAUAAUACGAAAUGAGACACAUGAGAACUCAUGCAAUUUGGCAUCGUUGAUAAUAUAUUGCCCGCGACCCUGUACACAGGAUAAGCGGUUGACGAUGGAUGGAUGGAUGGAUGGAUGGAUGGAUGGAUAAUAUAUUGAAUAAGAUUUGGGAGCUACAGUAUAGGGGAAGAUUAUAAAGCCCAUUCACACAAAUACAUGCAGCGACAAAGCUACAUAAUCUCAUUCAAUUUCAAAUUUGAAUGAGUUGGCAAUUUCCGCCGACAUGAGCGACCAUUGGUGUCUAGAUGUGGCCGUUUCCACCAACUUCAGAAAGCUGAGAAAAGUUCAACUGCAAAUGAGAAGCAACUUUUGGCAGUCACAACCAGUAGGAGUGAAGAGGAUGUUACUGGAGCUCAUGUCAUCCAUCUCCUGUGAGAGAAUGGCACCGAGUGCUGGUAAGAUGGAGAAGUUUAUGUGAGCGAUUUCACCACAUAUAGUACAUGGACCACAUAGCAUUGCUAUGGUGUUCUUGUUAGUUGCUAGAGUGCCAGACUGACAGACAAGUUCGUUUAACUUAAAAGUGUUAUGUAAACUUGUUACAUAAGGUAAUUUACAUUGAGGUAAAGAAUAUGCGUUGGCUCAACUUAAUUUAGUUGAGUUAUCUUUCUGCUUUGACUCAAGUUGCAUUAAUAAAUAAAACAUUUUCAACUUAAGAAGUCUUGUUGAUUCAAUAGAUCAAACAAUUGACAAAGACUGUUAGAUUUAAGUAAUGUAGACUCGACCUGUUCAGUUCAAAUAACUAAAUAUGUUUAAUUAAUUACAUUUGUUUUUAGUACUGUUGUACUUUAUACUUUAUGUGAAGUACACAGCACAACCUUUGUUAAAACUAUUUAAGUAAAAAGAUUAGUUCUGAACAUCACCACACAACAAUUAACUAACAGUAGUGAUGAAAACAGCAACAACAGCAAAGAUAAAGUCUGCUAACAGCUAAAAAAUAAGCCUACAGCACUAAACAUAAAAAUGUAUUCAUUGACACAAUGCAUGCUGGGUGCUGGCAAAUCAGCAACAUUAUUUAUUAGUUAAUUAAGCCUAAGCACUCCUAAGCAACGAAAUUGGUCCAGUUACUAGAG